CUGAUUGGUUGCUCAUCCAGUCUGUUUGAGUAAGUGAGAGGCCAGGAAGGGCGGCGCACCGAGCCCGCUGCAAGGAAGAGCAGCGGCCCGAAGCUAGCGGAGGCUGCAAUAGAGGCGCGGGGGAGCGAGAUCCCCGUGGUAGCCGCGACUGUCCACUUGUCCCUGGCGGCCCCCGCGGGCAUGGAAGGAAGAGAGGUUGCAGGAGGCGACUGCUUGCCAAGCUGGAUCUGAGCAAGCUCUCGCUCGCCCUCCAGCAGCCUGGGAUGGCAGCCCGAAAGAACCACCACCCGACCCGGGAGAGGUACCAGCUUCCUCCUGCAGCAGGAAACCAUAAAGUUCAGCCCUGGACAGCAGUGACAAAUCAAGCUUUAGAUGUUGCAUGGAGAACUGUAAAAGGACCAGUGAGGUUGGGUAUAUCAUUUCUUGCUGCCACUCUCUGCUAUUUCAGCAGCCUAUAUUUAUAUUUAGGACAUCGUUUAAAAUGGUGGAGUGGAUACCUGCAGAGAAAAUUCAAAAAGAACCUCAGUGUGGAGGCAGAAGUUGAUCUCCUUGGUUAUUGUGCAAGAGAAUGGAAAGGAGAAACAAGUCGAGCCAAGCUGAUGAGGAAGGCUUAUGAGGAACUCUUUUGUCAUCAUCAUGUUAAAUGCAUUCGCCAAGUCAAAGGAGAUAACUAUGAUGCAUUAAGAUCAGUCCUAUUUCAGAUAUUCAGCCAAGGCCUCUCACUUCCAUCUUGGAUGAAAGAAAAAGAUAUUGUAAAGCUUCCUGAAAAGCUUCUCUUUUCUCAAGGAUGUAAUUGGAUUCAACAAUAUAGCUUUGGCCCUGAGAAAUAUACAGGUCCAAAUGUGUUUGGGAAAUUACGUAAAUGUGUGGAAAUAUUAAAGACUCAGUGGACAGAGUUUAGUGGUAUUAAGGACCAGCACAAGAGAGGGAACAUGUGUAACAGCCUUUUUUCUGAUGAGAGUCUGGAAUAUAAGCUUUAUGAAGCUUUAAAAUUCAUCAUGUUAUAUCAAGUCAUCGAAGUAUAUGAACAAGUGAAGAGUGAAAAGGCCAUUCCUGGUCCUUAUCGCCUCCUGUUUUCCAGGGAAACGUCCUCCGAUCCUUUAAGUUUCAUGAUGAAUCACCUGAAUUUUAUAGGUGAUACAUGUGGAUUACAACAGAUUGACAUGUUGAUUCUUGGACACUCUCUGAAAGUCAAGAUAAAAGUAUUUAGACUGUCUAAAUUUAAUACCAAGGACUUUCAAGUCUACUAUCCAGAGGAACGCCACAGGGAAUGGCCUGAGAUCUGCCUUCUGACUGAAAAUGACCGCCACUACCAUAUUCCUGUCUUUCAAGUGUAAGAUGGAAUUGGUACUAUUGCCUACAAUAGCAAUGAACAUGCUUAAAAUAAAUUAUUGCAUGAAAACCAAAGCUUUUAUCUGACUACUGAAGGAACUGAACCUUUUUUCCGUCUUCUGGAGUUAUAGGCCUGCUGUGAUGGAAUAAGGCCCUUGUUGUUCUUUCGGGUAUGUGGUUUCUUCAAAAAUGACUGAGAAUUGAGAUUUAUCUGUUUGUUUUUAUCUAGUUCAUGAUGGAUUUGGUUGUUUAAAAUAUCUUUGAAUGGCACAGAAGGUUAACAAAAAUGUACCUAUAGUUAAUCUAGAAAAACUGGCCUUUUCAAAGUCUAUAACCUUGAAGUUAUUGGGAUAUUGUUAUUCCUAAAGUAAGCAAAAUAAAAUACCUAUUCAGGAAUCUUUCCAUAUGCUGAUUAUGGGUUGAUAAGGCCUUAGCAUGAACAUCAUCACCUCCAUCCAUCAAGAAGCUUCAUGGUACUUUGGUUUUCUAGAGCCACCUGCUUGACUUUUUAAAAGGAAAAAAAAAGAGUAAACAAAUGGGGAAACUACUUUUAUGCUAUGUUGUAUGAAUUGUUUUAGGUGAUUUUCAACUUUUGUGGCUAGUUCUGAUUGGUUUAAUAUUAUGUGUGCAAAAAUGAAUGUUCCUAUUAAAUAUUCCAUAGUUUAAAGCAAACAGGAUACAAAUACUGUACUGUUCCUGAAAUGUCAGGCUGUUUCAAGCUUUUAUGCAUCGUAUGCAUUUUUAAUAUGGAAUUACAUGCUCUCUGAUGUUUCUCUUUGUAUUUAAUGCUAUUUUCAAUGACAGCAUUUUUCUCUGUCAUCUAUAUCAAAUGUCAUCAAUGUUACAUUCAAAGAAAUGUAAAUUUGUAAAGUUAAAGUUUCUUACCAAAUAUUUGCUACUUCAAAGUUGUUUAGUUAAGGGUAGGCAUAAGGACUCAGUCAAUUUAUUCCUUCUAAGAUACAGUAAGGAAUAGCUACUAUGAGAUGUGAGGAAAAGGGUAUAUUAACAAGUGCUAUGGUUCAUAAAAAUCAUUCCUAGGCUUUAAAAAUUCUUCAUAUGAUAUUUUUAUAAAUUAAGACUCAUGAGAAAUAUCUCAUAAGUUUUUGUCUCCAAUUGUACUUCAUUUGUUUACUAGCUUGGCAAUAGAGAAUUGAGGUCAAGAGGAUUUGUAUUCUUUGUAUUCUGUAUAAUCUAGCUCGAUACAUGGAAUCCAUGGGAUUUGCUUCUAUUUUAUAUUAAUUAUGUGAUCUCUAAGGCCCCCUCCAUCACUGAAAUUCAGUGAUUCUAACUAAUAAAUUUUUAAGUGCUUCCUGUUGGAAAACAGCAAUUUUGACGUAGGUACUACUGUGAUGUAAUUGGCUGAAUUCCUAUACUAAACCCUUAAGAAAUUGGCUGAGACAGUGAUUCAUUGACAGCUCUCUGGUAUAUCCACUUGGCAACACUACUAAUUGCUAGAAAGGAAUGGCCACAUUCUGUUGAUGUUUUAAAACCAGGAUUUCAAAAUUCCUAAGUUACUCCUUAGCUUAGACAGUCCUUACUUUCAUCAGUGAUUGCAGCAUCUACAUACUACUGAAAAGGCAAAACCUUAUCACAGAGAUCAGCAUAUCUUAUUCUAAAUGAGGCACCGAAAAUGGAUUUUAUUGGUAUAGCAUCAGGGAAUUGCUUCUGGGUCCACAGGGACCCAGGUGCUCUCUGUCGCCUAGGAGCCCAUCUGCUCUAAAGCCAAGCACAAGCACUGAACUCUAUUCAGCUUUAGGUGAGUCUGACCUCUAAUCCUAAGGGAGUUAUGCUCUCUUUUUUUCUAACUACUUAACUCUGUACCAUAGUGCCCUGGGGAUAAAGUGUAGAAAGCUUAAGUUUAGGCUAACGUCUAGGAUUUUUCCAAAAGAGGGAGUUUAAAGGGUACUAAAUGUAUAAUAUGAAUCAGAAUAGGAUAAGUAUUUAUUUUCUCUACACAAAAGGAAUGCUAACACAAGAUACUCACCAAUGUAUAUUUGACAAGACAAAUUUAAACCAGAAUUCAGUCAUUAAUUUUAACAGUAUUAUAAUCUGCUGGAAUGGUGGCAUUUUUCAGUUUAUCAGAACAUAAAGAAGUUUUCAGGAUUGAUGAUUAAGCAUUUUACAUUUCACUCACCUCUGCAGGGUACAAAUAAUUCCCCAGUGCAGGCUUUAACCAAUAUUCACAUUUGCAUGGUCAUUUUCUGACAUCAGUCAGCUCUGCUUCCUGGACCAAGCAAGCAUCUCCAGACCUCAGGAAUUGACAAGGUCACCUGUAAACCUGAGUAUAUUCACAUCAAGGCUGAUAGUCUAUCAUCUGCUCAGGAAAGGAAACACAAAUUAGAAAAGGGAGAGAGGGAAAUGGAUAUAAAUUCCUAUAGCCUAGCCCACAUUUCACAUGGUAGUGGUAGGGUGUUAGAGUGAACACUGCAUUUCUUUCCCUUUACCCCACCACAGAGAAUAUGGAGACAAAAGCUUACUACUUGCCAUAAAGAAUAUGUGAUGCAAAACAUAUUAAACUAGAAACUGUCUCUGUUUCAAAUUGAUUUAGCACUCAUUCCCCCUGCCAUGGUCCUAGGGUAAAAAAAGGACCAAGGGACAUCCAACUAAAAUACCACCUGAUUAGAAAAAACCCAUAAGUCUCCAGCUGACUGACUAGAACCAGGAAAGGCAACUCUAAGCAUACUCCAUAGAUUAGCUCCUAGGAUUGUGGAAUGGAGUAAACCUGGCAAAACUGAAAAUAUACCCCACUGUCUCUCCUUUCCUCCCCUGUGUAUCUAUUCCCUGGAUAUUCAGGAUGUCAAGAGUAAAAAUCCUGGAAGAACAUUCCCCUCUACUAAUAGAACCUGUCAGAUAGAUUCUGUAACUGGGCACCAUUAAUUGUCACUUUCUUUUGUGUUUGCAUCUAAGUUGCCAUCUUGGCCACUACACCUUUUACAUUCAUUCAUGGGGAGAACCACUACUGAUGCUACACAUCCUCCUAGACAUGGCCCUGGAGGCAAUGAAUACAUUGAAGACUUGUUUGGCAUUUUCCAUCCCUCUUUGGCCUCAGUUUCCUUAUCUGUAAAAUGUAGGAGUUAGACUUGAUGAUUUCCAAAAUGUUUUCCAUCUCUAAAUUUUUGAUCCUAAUAUUUUGGCUCAUAUUUGGAUUUGGAGAGACAAUCUUGAGAUGGAAUUGAGGGGGUGGCAUCCAAGGGUUCUGAAAGUUUGAAAUAUCAGGUACUAACUAAAUGACCUAUUAUGUGGUUGAAUAUAUUUGGGAAAGCCAAAACAUCAAAAAUUAAAGUCUUGUCUUUGAUAUGUAAUUAAUAAACCCAGUUAACUAGAUUUAGUUAAUGAGGAAUGAUUUGUUAACUCUGUUGCAACUGAAUAUGAAUUAGGGGAAAACUUCAACCUUCUGUAUAAUGACAUCUGAAUGUCUUUCACACUUGUUUUAAGAGUAUAUAAGAUUUUAUAUAUAAAAUAUAAAGCUAUCUUUAAUCUUGGGCUUGCAUAUUCUUAUAUGGGUAAGAAUUUCUGUGAAUACAAAUUCAAUAGAUUCUUUCUGCUCCAGGGCAUGUUUAAUUUUCUAAUUAGUAUCCAGAUUCAUUUUAUCAUCCACACUCUAUGAAUUCACUACUUAUAAUAUGGAUGUAGCCUUCUUUGAGCUACAACAUGACAAAAAGUUAGACAAAAAAAAUUGGCUGGAGAGAUAACAUGGCAUUGUUGAUAUGACUAAAAAACCUGGGUUCACAUCCCACCUCUGAUUCUUUUUUUUAAAAAAACCCUUACCUCCUGUCUUGGAAUCAAUACUGUGUAUUGGUUCCAAGGCAAGAAGAGUGGUAAGGGCUAGGCAAUGGGGGUUAAGUGACUUGCCCAGGGUCACAUAGCAUAGUGUCUGAGGAACCUAGGACCUCCCAUCUCUAGGCCUGGCUUUCAAUCCACUGAGCCACCCAGCUGUCCUCUCAUUUAAUCUUUUAGUUUCAGUUUGCUCAUCUGUGAAAUGGGAAUAAUAAUGCUUUUGCUAUCUAGCUCAUAGAGUUAUGAGGUUCAAAUGAGACAUCUGUAAAGUAUUUAAGAAAUCUUAAAGUACUAUAAUAAAUGUCAGUUAUUAUUAAUAAUAUCUAAUUCCAAUUCCAAAAGCCAGUCAACAUGGCCUCUUACAUCCUCUGCCACCUAACACUCCACUUGGCUAAUUCAGAUUAAGACUGAUAUUCUUGAACCAAAUCAAAUCCCCAAACCCAUGCCUCUUGCACAGUGUCAGAUGCCUGAAUUGGACUUCUAGGUAUUUUUAUGGAGUGGAUGAAAGAUUCUGCAUCCUAUCCUAGGCCAGACCUUUGCUUUCCUACACUACACUAGAGUAGUAGGAUUAAAGGCAACAUGAUAUAGGUCAGGAAAGGACAAAGGCUGCACAGUCUCUUCUUUGUUUCUGUCCCUGUCAGUUCCAACAUUUUACUUUCUAAUAAAUUGGCUCAGUUGAUCAAAGAGCGUCAUUUCUGCUCUUGAGCCCUAGAAGCUAAUAUAUUUUUAAAAAGAAGUUUGUGUUGCUUGGUACCAAGUUGUAGAGAUGUGCUUACUAGGAAUACUUUCAUAACAGGUUAGAUAGUGAGUGAUUCCCUUAUGCUAAGUGUUAUAAUGGAUAGAGCCGUGGACCUGGAAUCAGGAAGAUCUAAACCAGAGGUUCUCAACCUUUCUAAUGCUGUGACCCCACAAUACAAUUCCUCAUGUUGCAAUGACCCCAAACCAAAAAAUUAUUUUGGUGGCUACUUCAAAACUGUAAUUUUGCUAUAGUUAUGAUUCAGAAUGUAAAUACCUGAUAUGCAUUAUGUAUUCUCAUUGCUACAAAUCAAACAUAAAACAAUAUUUAAUUAUAUGUUGAGAAAUAUUAAUCCAGCAGGAGGCAGCCUGAGCCCUGGGGCGGGAGAGGUAAGUCCUGCCUGGGGAGGGGUCCGCAGAUGCUGCCUUCUUCCUGUCAUCUCCCUCCAGCUCGAGCUGAGGUUUCACUUUGCUGGGGUUACUCGGCUCCGUUAUCCGCUCCAGGACUCGUUCUUAACCCCUCCAGAGCCAGCGCCUGGGUGCUCUCUCUGGGUCUCUGUUUGAGUCCAGUCUCUAGGCAACAGGGUAAAUCCAUUGCCCUUCAUAGGGGGAUGGCUGCUGAUAGGUAACUAAUAUUGGUACAAUGUGCGGGCAGCAGGGUCCCCAUUCUUUCCAAGAUCUUGCUGUUAAGUAGCCCGAUUUCUCAGUGGCUACAGCCAUCAGAAAUAUGUAUUUUCCGAUGGUUUUAGGCGACCCCAGUGUUUUGGUCAUUCGACCCCCACCGGGGUCGUGACCCACAUGUUGAGAACCACUGAUCUAGACUCAAAUGGAGCUUCAGACAAUUGUUAAUUACGUUCUUCAUCUGUCUUCCUUGUUUUCCUCAACCAGAAAGUGGGGGUAAUAAUAUUAUCUACCUCACAGAGUUUUUGUGAGGAUCAAAUGAGAGAAUAUUUGUAAAGUCCUUGGCAUAUAGCGAUUAAUACAUUUUUGAUCCCUUCCCCCAUCCCCUUCUUACAUUUAUCAAAUGCCAGAAUUAGGUCUGAAAUACAGAGGACCACAUUCUUUCAACUAUACCAUGUGGUUAUCUUUCUAGGCUGCCAUCUUUAUCACUCUAUAGCACUGAACCUUCUUCCUUCAUCUCUUUUCUUUAGUAUGUUACUAGCCCUGCCUAUCACGAUGCCUACCUUGCAUUAGGCAUUUUUAUAAAUAACUAGUGAUAGAAGGAAACCUCCCUAGUGUGGGAUGCUAGAUUUAGAGCAGGGACCUGAGGAGGCAGAGUCCACCCCCCCCCUCCUUUAUCUUACAAUUAUAGAAGACAGGUGGAGGUUAAGAGACUUGCCACAGUUGCACAGCUAGUAAGUAUCUGAAAUCGGAUUUGAACUGAAGACUCCUUUGCUCCAAGCCAGUUCUCUAUCCAUUGUACCACUUGUUAAAUGUCUUUUUGAGACACCCUUUUAUCAUUUGUUAAAUAUAUUGCUACAAUUAUUGUAUGAUAAAUUAUCCUGGAACCAAAAGAUUUGUAACUUGGUCACAUACACUAAAGAAAAUAUCAUUUUGUGUGUCUUGCAACAUUAAAUGAGGCUUGGAAUGGUUACCUAAAAUUAUUCUUUUAAUUUUUUAAAAUAUCUGCUAUAAAUAAGGGGUUAGGUGGCACAUACGGUGCCAGGCCUGGAGUCAGAAAUCUUCCUGGGUUCAAAUCUGGUCUCAGAAUUACUAGCUAUGUGACCCUGGGCAAGUCAUUUAACCCUAUUUGCCUCAGUUUCUCAUCUGUAAAAUGAGUUGAACAAGCCACUCCAGCAUCUUUGCCAAGAAAAUCUUAAAUGGCACCACCAAGAGUCGGACAUGAUGGAAAAAUGAAUUGAGCAACAAUAUAAAUAAACAUCCAUCCUGAUCCUUAUAUCGAAAGGGCUAUAAAAGCCAUUAAAGUACAGAUAAUCUUUUAUUUACAACAGUGAUGUGCUCUUGAGAAGCAUGUUGUAAUUUGAAACUUAAAAAUAUAUUUCCAGUGAAAUAAAAAGAAUUUAUCACUAUCUA
Molecule: messenger RNA, 7878 nt
Organism: Monodelphis domestica (gray short-tailed opossum)
Lineage: Eukaryota; Metazoa; Chordata; Mammalia; Didelphimorphia; Didelphidae
Gene: OTULINL
Product: OTU deubiquitinase with linear linkage specificity like
Source: RefSeq, a predicted model, not a curated record